CCCUGGAUUAGUUAGCCUUUUACCAUGUCUUGGAAACACAGACACACCAACCCUCAUCUUUAACAUUCUUCAAUUCAAAACCUUCAAUUUCGAGGUAUCCAGAGUAGUUUAUUGCUUUAAAAAGAUCAUGCUUUUGAAGAUGGGGAUGGGUGAAGCUUUUGCCAUGUCCAAGAUAAGGAGGGAAGAUUUGGUGAAACGGGUAGUGAUCAUGGCUGUGAUGGCUAUGUUUGUUGUUGAUGCAGCUGAUACAAAAGAUGUCUAUAGUCCAUGCCUCGAUGCUAAAGUUCAGAAAGGAGAUGGUUUUACAUUUGGUAUUGCAUUUUCGGAUAGGCUAGUUUUCUCCCCGGAUAAUGGCCCACAGCUUUCACCUUGUGACAAACGCCUAGAGCUCACAAAUAAAGGAGCACAGGUUGCUGCUUUUAGGCCUAAGGUUGAUGAAAUCUCCCUACUUACCAUUAACAGAAGCACAUUAGACCCGGGAAGAAAUGGACACAUGGUUGCAUUUGCUGGGAAGAAAUAUGCAGCAAGGUCUCUGCCUAUUAUGUUUGCUGACCACAGUCACACAAUUACUAGUUUCACUUUGGUUCUUGAAUUUCAAGAGGGUACCCUUCAAAACUUGUAUUGGAAGAGUUUCGGUUGUGAUGCAUGUCCUAAGGGAAGUAGUUGCCUGAAUCAACAAGACUGUGCAGUGCCUAACACAGAGUGUCAAAAAGAUGGAGAGGAUAUCUGCAAUAUAGGCAUACAGUUGACAUUCUCAGGGACUGACAGGAAUCUGGAUGCUUUAAAUUCUUGGUAUGAAGUGAAAAAUCUACGCCAGUACUCCCUCUAUGGUCUAUUCUCUGAUCUUCGUGACUCCAUCAUUGGCCCAUAUGAAAAGUUAUUUUAAGUUUACAUAUUUCCAGCUUAUAUGUAAAGGAGGAUAUACCCAUUUAACUGUUCUUUGUGAGUUUAAAUUGCUUUGUCUUCACCCUUCACAUCCAUAAUCAAUCCCCACAACAUCCCACACUGGUAUAUCUUCAGAAAAUAUAUUGGGAUGUCAAAACAGAUGUACAAAAUUUUUGGGUUUCAAAUAUAUAAAAUAUACUAAAAUUAAGAGAAUCGUUAUAAGUGCAAAAAAAUAUUGUGGGGGUGUGGGGGGAUUUUCCACUUAACAUGUAAUUAUGUUGAUCCUAAUCUCAGGAAAUCAGUUUAUGCAAAAUCAAAUAGGUAAGUUUAAUUGAGCAGAUUGCAGACUCCAGUAGACAUAAAAAAAUGAAGCUCAUCAUUCAACAAGCCCCUAAUAAAAAGGCUAUGAGAUUCAAAGUUUGUAACAUAUCAAACUAGGAGGCAGUAAGAUAUAACUGAGUCACUUUGGUAUCCCUUUAAAACCAGGAUGAAAAAUAUAAAAUGUGUUUCCUGUACAUUUUUUCUUGCAAGGCUCAUAAUAGAAUAUUGCAGCCCAUUUUUUUGAGUACACCAAACUGACCAACAAAUAACAGCUCUUUUAUAU
Messenger RNA from Vigna umbellata (rice bean), 1489 nucleotides. NCBI's taxonomy places the organism in Eukaryota, Viridiplantae, Streptophyta, Magnoliopsida, Fabales, Fabaceae. The record is from RefSeq and is a predicted model, not a curated record.